Messenger RNA from Cydia splendana, 621 nucleotides. RefSeq names its product endoribonuclease Dcr-1-like. The transcript has 4 exons. Gene Ontology annotation, cellular component: cytoplasm; nucleus; RISC complex. Gene Ontology annotation, biological process: pre-miRNA processing; apoptotic DNA fragmentation; siRNA processing. NCBI's taxonomy places the organism in Eukaryota, Metazoa, Arthropoda, Insecta, Lepidoptera, Tortricidae. The record is from RefSeq and is a predicted model, not a curated record. Gene Ontology annotation, molecular function: ribonuclease III activity; deoxyribonuclease I activity; RNA binding. Bases 16 to 621 code for a protein of 201 amino acids.
ACUUUUCACGUAACUAUGUAUUCGAGAACUGAUCAGCUGAAGCCGGGAGAACUCACGGACUUGCGCUCGGCGCUCGUUAACAAUGUCACGUUCGCGUCCUACGUCGUCAAACUGGGACUGCACAAAUUCCUUUGCUCCCAACUGAACCCGAACUUGGAUAAGGCGAUAAUGAUGUUCGUCGAGCACCAGGAACAGAGAGACCACGAGAUCAUCGAGGACGUGCUGUAUCUCAUCGACGAGGAGGAUUGCCACAUCGCAGAAUACGUGGAAGUGCCUAAGGUGCUAAGUGACAUAUUCGAGUCGCUAAUGGGAGCGAUAUACCUAGACAGCGGCGGCGAUCUGUCCGCCGUGUGGGCGGUGGUGUAUCGCGUCAUGCACCGCGAGAUCGAAGCCUUCUCUACACGCAUCCCGCAGCAGCCCGUGCGGGUACUCUACGAGAGGAUACACGCGUGCACCUCGUUCGGAACCGCCAAGGUGGUAGAAUGUGGGACGCCGCGCGUAAUGGUCCCCGUGACGUUCACCAAGAACGGGCGCCCGCACACCGCGCACGGGUUCGGCGGGAACAAGUUCCAGGCCAAGCGCGCCGCCGCCAAGCUCGCGCUCAAGAUACUAGACUCCUAA